Messenger RNA from Racocetra fulgida, 3825 nucleotides. NCBI's taxonomy places the organism in Eukaryota, Fungi, Glomeromycota, Glomeromycetes, Diversisporales, Gigasporaceae. The record is from the annotation of a GenBank genome assembly.
AUGGACCCCGUUGACACGUUGAAAGCCAACGACGAUUUGGAAAAUGGAUCGCUUAACGAUGAUAUUGAAAUAUGCCCUCACCUUAAGGAGGCAGUAAAAAUACAAAAACUCAAAAAAAUCAUCAAAAAAGCUAAUCUAGCGAACACGCAGUGUGAGGAAUGUGUGCGGCAAGCUGAAGAUACUCAGGAAACACCAGAUCUCACAGAUGGCGACAAUAUUACCUCUGAAAAGGAAACAGUACAACCACAAAUAUGGCUCUGUCUCGCUUGUGCUCCAGUUCAUGAAUCAAAUGUAUCGACAAAAAACGACAUGAAAACUCGCUACCAAACUGCCGCUCCCGGAUUGGAAAACCUUGGAAACACUUGUUUUUUUAAUUCAGUUAUGCAGGUCGUGGUAGCGACUUCGAUUUUGCGUGAUAUCCUCCAACCUGACAAUCCAUAUAAAAAAUAUCCUUUCAUAAAAGCUGAACGGUGCCCUGCAGCUAAAGAGGAUGAAUAUGUGGGUCCGUUAACUGAUGCGUUUAAAAAAUUCUUGAAAGUCAUGUGGGCACAACAAGGAGGAAUUGUUACUCCUCGCGAUUUGUUCACCGAAAUAGCAAGAAAAUGGAAAGAGUUUCGUGGGUGGAGACAACAAGAUAGCCAAGAACUCAUGCGUUUAAUGUUUGAUAGUAUUAAGAGUGAAGAGUUUGAGGCAUCUUAUUCAUAUGAAAAGUUUUUGGACGUAUCAUUGCCGAUACAAUCUCCCUUCGGUGAUGAUCAAAAUAAAGGAUCCAAGCAGACCAUUAGUAAUUAUUUAUCGAGAAGUCGAAGUAAUGACAACACGUCUCCACAAGAAUCACAUACAGACGAUUCUUCUCGAAGCGGUGAUGAUGACUCGAGCGAUGAUGGCUCCAAAGAAAAUGGUGAAUUCGAAGAUAGUAAUAGGGACGAUGAUUCUGAAAAUGGAAUAGGAAUUGCGAAAAUUUCAAAAGAUCGAAGGAAGCGAAUAAAGAUGCUUCUCAGGGAACCAAUAAGGUCUGUUCGGUCCACACCAAAUUCAACCAGGGAUAUAACUCUUGUCGAUUGCCUUGCAAGUUUCGUGAAAGUCGAGACUUUGGAUGGAGAAAAUCUUUUUGCGUGCGAAAACUGUUGGAAAUCACAAAAUCCUUCAGAAGAACCAAGUAGUAAUGGUACGGAUGGAGAUUCUGUGGUGGAAGAACAAUCGAAUGAAUUGAAUGACAUUAGUGUUGAAAAGAAUGACCAAGUUGAAAAUAAUGUAGAAACUCAUGAUUUAUUGAGAACACAGUUGGAAGAUGACGAUAUUUUUACUGCAGCAGUGGUGGAUGAUGCAGUUUAUUCAGAAACUACACCUAAUGACGUGGCCGAUACAACCAUGGCUGAUGAUUCACAACCAUCCGAACCUGUACCAAUGUCGCUCUCUUCAGAUGACCCGAAUUCGUCAUCAGAAACUACACCCGAGUCUUCAUCCAAUGCACCAAUAAUUACUUAUCCAGAUAACUGUCUAUCAUCUGAAACUACACCUGAAUCUUCGUCCUCUGUACAUACUAUGAUGAAUGAUGCACCGCUAUUGUCAGAAACUACUAAUGAUUUACCAUUAGAUGAACGUUCUUCAGACGUUAGUGAAGAUUCAAAUGACCAAACAGCCGAUCAACCUAGUUCAACGAAUUAUACUAAUAAUGACCCUGACUCGCUCUCUGUUGAUAAUACAAUCCCAUCCGCAAUAACUUCAUCUUCGAAGCCUUUAAAGAAGGAAUCAAAGCCUCAGCCUCAAAAAUACAUCUUUAGAAAAGCUUAUAAACCUCCAGUUCAUGAAUCAAAUGUAUCGACAAAAAACGACAUGAAAACUCGCUACCAAACUGCCGCUCCCGGAUUGGAAAACCUUGGAAACACUUGUUUUUUUAAUUCAGUUAUGCAGGUCGUGGUAGCGACUUCGAUUUUGCGUGAUAUCCUCCAACCUGACAAUCCAUAUAAAAAAUAUCCUUUCAUAAAAGCUGAACGGUGCCCUGCAGCUAAAGAGGAUGAAUAUGUGGGUCCGUUAACUGAUGCGUUUAAAAAAUUCUUGAAAGUCAUGUGGGCACAACAAGGAGGAAUUGUUACUCCUCGCGAUUUGUUCACCGAAAUAGCAAGAAAAUGGAAAGAGUUUCGUGGGUGGAGACAACAAGAUAGCCAAGAACUCAUGCGUUUAAUGUUUGAUAGUAUUAAGAGUGAAGAGUUUGAGGCAUCUUAUUCAUAUGAAAAGUUUUUGGACGUAUCAUUGCCGAUACAAUCUCCCUUCGGUGAUGAUCAAAAUAAAGGAUCCAAGCAGACCAUUAGUAAUUAUUUAUCGAGAAGUCGAAGUAAUGACAACACGUCUCCACAAGAAUCACAUACAGACGAUUCUUCUCGAAGCGGUGAUGAUGACUCGAGCGAUGAUGGCUCCAAAGAAAAUGGUGAAUUCGAAGAUAGUAAUAGGGACGAUGAUUCUGAAAAUGGAAUAGGAAUUGCGAAAAUUUCAAAAGAUCGAAGGAAGCGAAUAAAGAUGCUUCUCAGGGAACCAAUAAGGUCUGUUCGGUCCACACCAAAUUCAACCAGGGAUAUAACUCUUGUCGAUUGCCUUGCAAGUUUCGUGAAAGUCGAGACUUUGGAUGGAGAAAAUCUUUUUGCGUGCGAAAACUGUUGGAAAUCACAAAAUCCUUCAGAAGAACCAAGUAGUAAUGGUACGGAUGGAGAUUCUGUGGUGGAAGAACAAUCGAAUGAAUUGAAUGACAUUAGUGUUGAAAAGAAUGACCAAGUUGAAAAUAAUGUAGAAACUCAUGAUUUAUUGAGAACACAGUUGGAAGAUGACGAUAUUUUUACUGCAGCAGUGGUGGAUGAUGCAGUUUAUUCAGAAACUACACCUAAUGACGUGGCCGAUACAACCAUGGCUGAUGAUUCACAACCAUCCGAACCUGUACCAAUGUCGCUCUCUUCAGAUGACCCGAAUUCGUCAUCAGAAACUACACCCGAGUCUUCAUCCAAUGCACCAAUAAUUACUUAUCCAGAUAACUGUCUAUCAUCUGAAACUACACCUGAAUCUUCGUCCUCUGUACAUACUAUGAUGAAUGAUGCACCGCUAUUGUCAGAAACUACUAAUGAUUUACCAUUAGAUGAACGUUCUUCAGACGUUAGUGAAGAUUCAAAUGACCAAACAGCCGAUCAACCUAGUUCAACGAAUUAUACUAAUAAUGACCCUGACUCGCUCUCUGUUGAUAAUACAAUCCCAUCCGCAAUAACUUCAUCUUCGAAGCCUUUAAAGAAGGAAUCAAAGCCUCAGCCUCAAAAAUACAUCUUUAGAAAAGCUUAUAAACGUUAUCUAUUUGACUCUUUGCCCCCAGUGUUAGUUUUUCAUUUGAAACGUUUCCAGCAAGUUGAAGGUCGAUUUUCCGUCAGCACAAGAAAGAUUGACGAUUUUGUAGGUUUUGAAGAAGAAAUUGAUGUUCGGGAUUUUGUUGUUCCACCCGAAAGUGAAGAAAUGGAAGAUGAAGAUGACGAGAGUGGAUCUGAAUCCUCAGCUGAAUCACGUAUCACUAAAUAUCGGCUUUAUGGAGUCGUGGUACAUUUAGGAAGUCUUUUUAAUGGACACUACAUUGCUUACGUUCUUUCAAGGAAUAUCGUUCCGAUGAGGGAACAAUAUGGUUUUCCGUAUCUCUCCGAAGAUGGUUAUAAAGAAGUCGAAAAGAUAACGGAGACAGUGGGUGAAAGGCAAAGGCAAUGGAUUUAUUGUAGUGAUAGUUCAGUUCGUGCAGUAAAUGUUGAAGAAGUUCUUAAAAGUAUGGCUUAUCUUUUAUUUUAUGAGCAAGUUCAAUAA